ACUAAAUUCCAUGAGAAAUGAAACAAAAAAUUGCAAUCAAGACGAAACAAAAAGAUAAAAAAUGAAGAAAAAGAUAAAAAUGAAGAAGGGUAUGAAGAGAAGAAACAAUGACAGAUUCCUCAACUUUAAGAUUAAAAAAUCGAAAUCCAUGAAGGCAAGUGGCCAUUGGACAAGAGAGCACUAACAUCCAUGAGAUUAAGACAACAAAGAAAGACCUGAAGAGAAAAAAUAACGACGGCAGAUUCCCCAACAUUGAGAUCAACUAAAACUCAAUGCCCAGAAAGAGAAUAUGUCCAACUUUGGCUCCUCAGCCACACCUCCCAAAAUCCUUAUAAAUAUGACGAAUUUGGUUUUAGAAACUCUAUUCACAUUGCAGCUGAAUCUAGAAAGAGUGAAAAUAAAAAACAAAGAUGGGAAAAGUAAAACCACAUAUUUUAGCCAUACCUUAUCCAGCACAAGGCCAUGUAAUCCCACUAAUGGAGUUCUCACUACGCUUAGCCAAACAUGGGUUCAAAGUCACGUUUGUGAACACAGAGUAUAAUCACAAGAGGGUUGUAAGUGCUUUGGCAGAAAAGAAGCACUUGGAAAAUCAAAUUCAUCUAGUUUCAAUUCCAGAUGGGAUGGAUCUGUCGGAGGAUAGAAAUGAGCUGGGUAAGCUAUCUGAAGCCAUUCUCCGGGUCAUGCCUGGGAAGCUGAAGGAGCUCAUAGAAGACAUCAACAGAUUGAAAGGUGAUAAUAUCACUUGUGUCAUUGCUGAUUUUAGCAUGGGGUGGGCUCUGGAUGUCGCAGAGAAGAUGAAAAUACAGCGGGCUGCCUUGGCUGCCUCGAGUGCAGUACUUGCCUUGAUACUUAGAAUCCCAAAGCUAAUUGACAGUGGAAUCAUCAACAAUGAUGGAACUCCAAUGGAAAACCAGAUGAUUCAGUUGGCACAGGACAUGCCUGCCAUGAGCUCAAAAAACUUUAUUUGGGCCUGCAUCGGCGACUUAACUUCACAGAAAAUUAUUUUUGAACUUAUAGUUAGAAACAACUCCUCUGUGAAAGUUGCUGACUGGCUGAUCUGCAACUCCAAUUAUGACCUCGAGCCAGCGGCAUUCAGAAUGACUUCAGAGAUUAUACCAAUCGGCCCACUUUUGGCAAGCAACCGCGGUCAGAAUCCAACUGGAAACUUCUGGCAGGAAGAUAAAACUUGUUUAGAAUGGCUUGAUCAACAGCCACGACACUCGGUCAUAUACGUUGCAUUUGGAAGCUUUACGAUUUUUAACCAGACCCAAUUCCAAGAAUUGGCUUUAGGUCUUGAACUAUCAAACAGGCCAUUCCUUUGGGUUGUAAGGCCAGAUAUCACCGAAGGAACAAGUGAUGCCUACCCAGUAGGAUUCCUAGACAGAGUAGCCAGUCGCGGACGGAUGGUUGGCUGGGCACCUCAACAGAAAGUACUUAGCCAUCCUUCCAUUGCUUGCUUCUUGAGCCAUUGUGGUUGGAACUCAACCAUAGAAAGUGUAUGUAGUGGAAUUCCUUUCUUGUGCUGGCCUUACUUUGCUGACCAGUUUCAUAACGAGAGCUACAUCUGUGAUGUUUGGAAGGUUGGACUGAAGUUUGACCGAGAUGAAAGUGGGAUCAUUACCCAAGGAGAAAUCAAUAAAAAGGUGAAGGAACUUCUCAGUGAUGAGAACUUCAAAUUGAGGGCCUUGAAUCUCCAAGAAAAAGUUAUGAAUAGUGUCAAGGAAGGUGGCUCCUCUUACAAAAAUCUCAACAGAUUCAUUGAAUGGCUAAAGGCAUAGACUUUGCAUUCUCAUGUUUAGUUGGAUCCCGAAUUUGUUUGAUAUGUUCCUA
Messenger RNA from Juglans regia (Persian walnut), 1830 nucleotides. Its product is annotated as UDP-glycosyltransferase 83A1-like. Lineage: Eukaryota; Viridiplantae; Streptophyta; Magnoliopsida; Fagales; Juglandaceae. Gene Ontology annotation, molecular function: UDP-glycosyltransferase activity. The record is from RefSeq and is a predicted model, not a curated record.